CCUGCAUCUCGCUCAUUCGCCUGAGCCGGGUUUGUUCACCAGUACGCAACAUUCACGUUAAGUUAAACAAGCUCGUAAUUAGGAGGCAGGAUGGCAGGCCUGUGGAGAUCCUACCAGGUCCUGAUGAACAAAUAUCCCUGGACAGUGCAGAUAGUAACUGCUGGCUCUCUAGUGGGCGUUGGUGAUGUCAUCUCCCAACAGCUGAUCGAGAGAAGAGGAUUGGCUCAUCACAACGUUCGACGGACUGCCAAGAUGAUGAGUAUCGGCUUCUUCUUUGUGGGUCCAGUGAUCGGAGGCUGGUACAAAGUUCUGGACCGACUCGUGGUUGGAGGAACAAAAAGUGCCGCCAUGAAGAAAAUGCUGGUUGACCAGUUGUGUUUUGCACCGUGUUUCCUGGGUGCUUUUCUCUGUAUCUCUGGUACUCUGAAUGGACUGACAGUGGAGGAGAACGUCACCAAACUCAAGAGGGACUACACAGACGCACUGAUCUCCAACUACUAUUUAUGGCCUGCUGUCCAGAUCGCCAAUUUCUACUUCAUUCCACUGCACCACAGGCUGGCUGUGGUUCAGAUCGUCGCUGUCGGCUGGAACUCCUACCUGACCUGGAAGGCCAAUAAGAUGUGAGGACGGUCACAGGUCCGGCUUGUGCUGUUGUUCUUGAUGAUGAUGGUUUACACUCAUUUGUACUGUGUGUUGGACGCGGGCCGCUCUAGUCUAACUCACUUUAGGCUUCUCCGUCUCCUGAUAUUUAAAACGUGUAAAACUGUGACUGAAUCACCGGUAAAGGUCAGGAGAAAGUGCUCGUCUACACUGAGUGACAAAUUCACACUUGAAAGUCAAACUUGCAUUUGCAGAAAUGUCUGUGAAAGUUACUUAUUUAUGGAAAUGGGAUUUGGAGACGGUGUCACACUGUAGCCACACAUACGCACAAACACAAACUCACAUAUUAACACCUACAUGUAGAGAAAGAAGCUUUAGAAUCCAUGUGAUGUAUUGUCACUCACUUGAAAUAACUGUAUGGUCAGAGGCCAGUUUAACACUGGACUUGUGCAUUAAUGAAGAGCUUAUGUACCUUAGAGUCUCUUUUCUAGAUAUCAUGUUGUCUAUCAUGUAUAUUAACCAGCAUAAUCUUUUUAUUUCUUAUUUCUCUUUACCUACUUCAUUUAUGUCACUUUUUUCCUACAUUUCCCAAAAACACAUUUUUAACAGCCCUCAGGGGAAGGAAUGAGCACCCUGAUGAAGAUUAUUUUGUUAUAAAAGUACAUAAAGGGAGUCAUAAAAAGUGAUAAUCUCAAGUCUUACAGGAUAAAAGAUGCUAUGCAUUAUCGUCUAUUUGUCAGUGAAGCUACUAGCCUGAUUUUUGGGUCAAAUAUGCAGCCUUUAAAUGAAGCUUGUGAAGUCAUGCACAGCAAAGUUUUGGCAUUUAGCAGGUAACCGCUCUGAGCACUGUUGCAAGGCAGUAGCCAUAUGGGCACCAAGGAUAGUUUACUGUUUUUCAGGCUUUCUAUAAGGAGAUUAUUUCUCUGUAUGUAGAGAAAACUCAACAAACAAAUCAUGAAAACUCAAUUUUUCAGUCAUUAUUUUACAGAUACAGGUGCAUCUCAAAAAUUUAGAAUAUCUAGAAAAAAAUAUUUUUUCUUCCUGUCAUUUAAUUCAACAAGUGAAACUUCCAUAUAUUUUAGAUUAAUGACACACAAGAUGAAAUAUUUCAUGACUUUUUUAGUUUUAAUCUUGACGAAGUCUGUAAUCUCAAAAUAUUCAAAUAUUUUGUAAAAGUCAAAUUAUUUGUCAGUUAUUUCUCUCCCUGUAGUUAAGUUCACACAACCACAAUCAUGAGAAUGACUCCUGCUUUCCAAGUAGACAAGAGACAGACACCCUCCACAAAGAGGGUAAGCCUCAGAAGGUCACUGCUGAAAGGCCAGGCUGUUCUCAAAGUCAAACAAAGCAGAUUUUAAGAACUUAAAGGAGCUUCUCAAGAAGUGGACUGAGGCUGGAGCCAGUGGAUUAAGAGCCACCACACAGACGUGUCCAGGAAAUGGACUACAAGUGUUCCUAGUGUCAAGUCAAUCCUGACAGCAGACGUCAUCGGCGUCUCACCUAGGAUAAAGCGAUUAAAAAGGACCUUUGCUUAAUGGUCCAAUGUCCUGUUUUCAGGUAAAAGUACAUUUUAACUUUAAAUCAAGGUCCCAGAGUCUGGAGGAAGAUCAGAGAGACACAGAAUCCAUGGUGCUUGAAGUCCAGUGUUUCCAGUCUCCACAGUCAGUGAUGGUUUGAGGUGCCAUGUCAUCUGUUGCUGCUGGUCCACUGGUCUUUAUCAAGUCAGAGUCAACACUGUCAGACAGUCUUUCAGGAGAUUUUAGAACACUUCAUGCUUCCAUCUGCUCAGAAGCUUCAUGCAGAUACUGCUUUCCUUUUCCAGCAGGACUUUGCUCCUGCCCACAGUGAAGCCAAAACUACCAGAAACUGGUUUGCUGACCGUGGUAGUACUGUGUUUGAUUGGCCAGUCAACUGGUCUGACCUGACCCCA
Cheilinus undulatus (humphead wrasse) is the source of this 2527-nucleotide messenger RNA. It is a transcript of the gene mpv17, whose product is annotated as mitochondrial inner membrane protein MPV17. Lineage: Eukaryota; Metazoa; Chordata; Actinopteri; Labriformes; Labridae. The record is from RefSeq and is a predicted model, not a curated record. Gene Ontology annotation, cellular component: membrane; cytoplasm. The transcript has 8 exons. Bases 91 to 624 code for a protein of 177 amino acids.